AUGGCUACGUCACUGGCCCCUCCUCCACCCACCCAACCCGCGUCACUGCCUGGCCAACAGAAACGUGUUACCUUCACCAAGGAACAGCCAGAAAUCAUCCCACAGCCCUCGAAACGACGCCAAUCGUCUGUAAACCAGCGCCCGUCCUGGAGCAGCGUUUUUCUUCUGCGCGAUCCAAAAGUGCGCGACCCUGUCGCCGCAAGAUCGAGGAGCCUAUCGCCUGGGCCGUCCAUCUUGAAGGAGUUCAGCGCCUUCAAGUCGGACGCUUCCGACGCACAACUGAAGCAGGACGAGCAUGGCAACGAACAAAAGGUCCACAUCAGUCCUUUGUGGGAGAAGAAUCUCAAGCGGCUACCCCGAGGCCGCCAGGCCAAGAAGAAUGCCCUGCCCAUUCCCCAAGCAAAAGUAUCGCGCAACGCAAGUUCCCGAGCCUUGAGUCCCGACGACGCAAGCCCGCGACAUGUCAGUCCAACGAGCCUGUCCGCACGCCAUGCAAGCCCGCGCGACGACACCUUCGACAAGUCCAUGAACGUCAUUGUGCACCCACCAUCUCCACCCGAGUCUGACGUGGAAGACGACGAUGACGACGACGACGAAGAGGUCAUCGACGACUCUGACGACUCGCCACGCCACUCGCGGAACGAUUCGCUCGAAGACGUCGAAGCUAUCGACAACCGCUUCGGCAAGAUUGACAUCGACGGCUCGUCACAUGCCCAUCGGCACGAGAAGCGAGAUUCCACCGAUUCACGCAAGGACUCGCAGGGCUCACCCAAAGACUCCCAGGAUUGGCGCGAGUCGCGCAAGUCGUCGUACGGAUCUCGCAGAGGAUCCCAGGCCUCGCGAAAGGAUUCCAAAGGGGAAGACUCGGAUAGGCCGCCGCCUCCUCGUCGACGCUCGUCGAGCGCGGAUCAGGCAGAAAUGUGGCUCCGAAAGUCUUCCAUCUACGGCGUUCGUUCCAAGGCGCCGCGCUUGCCUACGCGGUUAGGUACCAUGAGGGCGUAA
Didymosphaeria variabile is the source of this 1002-nucleotide messenger RNA. RefSeq lists its product as uncharacterized. NCBI's taxonomy places the organism in Eukaryota, Fungi, Ascomycota, Dothideomycetes, Pleosporales, Didymosphaeriaceae. The coding region runs from base 1 to 1002 and encodes 333 amino acids. The transcript has a single exon. The record is from RefSeq and is a predicted model, not a curated record.